AUGGCGUCCUUGCUCGGGGAGCAACUAUUUCAAAUUAGUGGUCAAGGUCCACCACCUCCAAAAGAUUUUUUCCAACUUGUUAUUGCCAAAAAUGAGGUAAUAUGGAGAUCAUGGAAGAUUUCUUUGCGGUUUGAUAGCCGGGGCACUCCACCCAAAGAGCUGAGGACAUCCCAUCAGGAUUUCCUACAUCAGAAAAUGCUACAACAACAACUUGGUGCUGUUUUUGGGCAGAGGAUCCUGGAAUACACAAUAUCGCUUUGUCAAGGAAAGUUUGAUUACCUGGAGCGAUUACCUGAUGAAAUUAUGCUCCAAAUCAUGUCCUACCUACAGCUGAAAGAGACAACACUUCUGGCACAGGUUUCACAUAGGUUCAGAAAGCUCUGCAAUUCAGAGAGGUUUUGGGAGCACAGUGUGAGGAAUCGCUGUGCUGGAUUUACCAGUGACAUGGAGGGCGUAGCCAAUGCCAUGGGCUGGAGGAAGACAUUUUUUACCUUGUUCCACACCAGUAGCAGUAAGUGGCAGCAGUGAAGCAACUGAAGUUAUAUUACUGUUCUGAAAAAACUGCAAUACAAAUCCUAUCACAGUGGAUGAAUAGCCAGAAUUAAUUUUGCACCUUGUGAAACAAGAGGCAGUGUCUUCAGUGAGGUUUAGUAAGUGUUCUUAAGUUUCAAAUUUAGGGUUGAUAUGUGUUAUCUACAAAAAAAUAUACAUUCUGUUGGAUUAAAAAUGCGUAAUAUUCUUCAAAACAAAUCAGUAUAUUUAUGUGGUUAAUUUCUUGUUGUUCUUUGGAUAACAACAAUUACCACUAGUAUUCAGUGGAUAG
This is a messenger RNA of Xiphias gladius (swordfish), 823 nucleotides long. It is a transcript of the gene fbxo36a, whose product is annotated as F-box protein 36a. NCBI's taxonomy places the organism in Eukaryota, Metazoa, Chordata, Actinopteri, Istiophoriformes, Xiphiidae. Gene Ontology annotation, molecular function: protein binding. The coding region runs from base 1 to 528 and encodes 175 amino acids. The record is from RefSeq and is a predicted model, not a curated record. The transcript has 4 exons.